This is a messenger RNA of Spirodela intermedia, 4267 nucleotides long. NCBI's taxonomy places the organism in Eukaryota, Viridiplantae, Streptophyta, Magnoliopsida, Alismatales, Araceae. The record is from the annotation of a GenBank genome assembly.
AUGGCCCGCAGGAGAGAAGAGUCCGUUGUCCCGAUAAGGGUUCACGAUGAAGACGCUUCCGACGUGGACUCCGGCCACGCCCGCCUCCACGAGCUCGGCUACAAGCAAGAGCUCAAGCGCGAUCUCUCGUAAAACCUUCACGCUAAAGCUCAGCCUCCCGUUUCAUUCUCUUCUGUGCCGGUUCCUCGAUCUGAAUCGUGGGCAUAUAUAUAUCUCGGCUAUGGAUGUGGUCUGCAGGGUGCUCUCGAACUUUGCCUUCUCCUUCUCCAUCAUCUCCGUGCUCACCGGGGUGACCACGCUCUACAACACAGGGCUCAAGUAUGGCGGCCCGCUGGCCAUGGUGUACGGGUGGCUUGUGGCCGGGUUAUUCACCAUGUCCGUAGGCCUAUCCAUGGCGGAGAUAUGCUCCUCCUACCCAACCUCAGGGGGCCUCUAUUACUGGAGCGCCAGGCUCUCGGGCAAGGAGUGGGCGCCUUUUGCUUCGUGGCUCACAGGAUGGUAUGGUCCCGUUCUCCUCCCAGUCAUCAGAUUAUGAUGCAGGGAGGAAUAGAAGUUGAUUCCGCGGAUGGGUUUUCAUCACUUCGGCAGCUUCAUUCUCCCCUCAUCCUCUUGUUACUACCAUUUCUUCGGGUGGUCUAUUCACGCAUCAUUUAAAAUUCCUGAUGAAAGUUAGAAACAAAAUCAUGUUCUGUGAUUAAUAUAUAAAAAGAUAUGGACUAUGAUGCAGGGGAGGGAUAGAAGCUGAUUUCAAAGGAUGAGUGACUUCUGUGUCAGAAUAAUCUCAUAUUAAAUGAUGAUUAAAUCAUGUGAUUUCAGUAGAGGCCUCCUUAUGCCGAACCACUCGAUUUUUAUGUUUCAUAUGCUUGGAUUUGAUUUCUGCAUGAAUUUUCAGAGUUUAUUGUCCUUUUUCCAGAAAGAUUAAUUUUCUUUGUAUCCCAUUCUUUUCAAAUAUUUUGAUUAGUUCCUUGGUCAAUUUCCAUUGCAGGUUCAACAUCGUCGGCCAGGUAACCAUAAAAACAAAAAACCCCGGAGAGGCCUUCAAUUUUUUCACAGAUUUCAUCCCUCUUCUCUCAGUCUGGCGGAUGAAGAAUUCUUCUCUUGCAGUGGGCUGUCACCACCAGCAUAGAUUUCUCCCUGGCUCAGCUGCUCCAAGUGAUCAUCUUGCUCAGCACUGGCGGCACGAAUGGAGGAGGAUACAUCGCUUCGAAAUAUGUGGUGAUGAGCUUCCAUGCAGCGAUUCUCCUCAGCCAUGCGACUCUAAAUAGCCUUUCUAUCACAUGGUUAUCCUUGCUCGGGCAAUUUGCCGCCGCAUGGAAUGUCAUGGGUAAUAGUUUUGAAAAUCCAAAGGGAUUCCUUUAAACUGUUCUUACCCAGAAGGAGGAUCAUAUAUUGAGCUCAGACUGUUCUCGCUGGUUUCAGGUGUCUUUGUACUCAUGAUCCUCAUACCCUUGGUUGCUACCCAGAAGGCCAGUGCUGAGUUUGUCUUCACACAUUUUAACACUGAUAAUGAUGCUGGAAUCCAGAGCAACCUGUACAUAUUUGUUCUUGGCCUGCUGAUGAGCCAGUACACGUUGACUGGAUAUGAUGCAUCCGCUCACAUGGUAAGCUAGCGAUUCUUCCCUGUGAGUCUUGGAUGCCACCGCUACAAAUUUUCUUCCGUUCAAUUUUUUUAAUUUUUUUAUAGCUUGAAAAAUGAUUGAACCACGCUGGCUUUCAUCUUUUCACUCUGUUCUUGCUGUUCAUGAUCUGUGUUUUUAUUCAUAUGAGCUUCUCAUCUUGUCACUGAAUUCGACCUGUUCAUGAUCUGUGUUUUUUAAUUAUUGAAGGGGAGAUCAGUUUCAUAUGAUCCUCUCAUCUUGUAGUUCCUGAUCUGUGUUUUUUUUAAUUCCUGGAGGAGAAAUUAAAUUUAAUACGAGCCUUCUAUCACUGAUUGAUUUUCACUUGAAAUUUUCUCCCAUCAGACGGAAGAAACCAAGAGCGCCGACAAGAACGGGCCGAAAGGCAUAAUCAGCGCAAUUGGAAUUUCUAUAGUCGUUGGGUGGGCUUACCUGAUCGGGAUCACAUUUGCUGUGACCGACAUUCCAUACCUACUGAGCCCCGAAAAUGAUGCUAGAGGCUAUGCGAUCGCCCAGGUAUUCUAUCAGGCAUUCAAAAGCAGAUAUGGCAAUGGAGCUGGGGGGAUUGCGUGCCUGGGAGUCGUCGCAGUGGCCAUUUUCUUCUGUGGCAUGAGCUCAGUGACCAGCAACUCAAGGUAGGCAUUUUCUUUUCAUCAUAGAGUUUCUUCUGAUUUCUUUAAUUUACUUUUAUGGUCAGUAUUUGGCCUAGUUAGCUCCACAGUCUGCAGAUUAUUUAUUUAUUUUUAAUUUCUAUUUUAGGCCUGUAGAAAUAAGCCAAAUGAUGGAAAGUCCGACUAUUUUCCAAAAUUUUCCUACAAGCUCAUCGACAAUUGUACAAUUACUAUGAUAAUGGUGGAUAGCUUUUCAUCGCACUGGUUCUUCUGAUUUAUUGACUUUUUUUUAUGGUUUGUAUUUGAUACCCAGCUGGUUACUCAGCUCUACAGUCCGUAGACCAUUGGUUUUUUGGAUUUUGGGUCCUAGAAAUUAGUAAAAUUAAUGGAAAAGUCAAUCCAUUUUUUAUUUUGCCUAGAUGUCCUUCAUUGACCGCCAAAACCCCUAUUCUAGUAAUGAUUUGAAGGAUGAGCAACUCAAGGUAGAUAGUUUUAUGGGUUCUUCUGAUUUCUUAAUUUACUUGGUCGUCUGCAUUUCUUGCUUACCAUCCCAUUCAGAACCACAGUCACUAGAUCAUUGAGUUUUUUGGUUUCAGGUCCGUAGAAAUAAGAUGAAUGACGGAUAAGCCCAUUUGUUCUUCAACUUUUGCCUUUUAAGUCCCUAAGGAAAUGGAAAAGACGUACUUCUUAGUUCUGUGGGAGGUGGAUACAUACCGACCAACGAUCUUAACAUCACUCUUCACCACUCACUGGCUCCUGUUUUGACAUCAGGAUGGUGUAUGCGUUUUCUAGAGAUGGAGCGAUGCCAAUGUCGUCGCUGUGGCACAAAGUCAACCGGCAGGAAGUCCCCAUCAAUGCUGUCUGGCUCUCUGCGUUCAUAUCAUUUAUAAUGGCAUUGACGGUAACUUAACCUUCAUUUCUAUUCCUCUCAAAUCUUUUAGGAUGUGAUUAGCGCAAAGAUUAUGACUUUGAGACUCAAAAAACGGUUGGUAAUGAUAUCUUAUUGGGUUUGGAUUUUAAUGAGCCCUGAAAAUCUGAAAACCCAAUCAUUUUUCUUGUCCUUCUGAUGUCAUAUUGGGAUUAACAUCACUGAUCCAGGGUCUGGGGAACCCUGAGCUCCCUGGUGAAAAUAAUUUUAAUCCAGCCACACAAAAUCUGGGAACAUAAUCUUUUUAUUCUUUUUAUUUUCUCAAAUCAUGCGUCCGUCAAUAGCAUAAUAACUUUGGUGGGCGGGUCAUUUCUAUGGAAAUUGGAUUUUGGGUAGAACAGAUGGUAGAAGCUGGAAUUUUUCCAUCUAUAGUCGUGAUCAGUUUUAGUCUCCAAAAUGCCAAAAAUAAUUUUUUUUUGUUUUUGUUUCUAUGACUUAGUUUCAGAUCAGAUCAGAGUCUGUUACCCACAGCCCGUUAGACUUGAUGAACUAAAUUCCUUGGAAAAUAAUAAGAGAUACGUUAUUAGCCCAUUGAAAACUCCUGCUUUGUGGCUCUGACCAUGAUUCCUUCAUGAAUUCUAAAUGUGGAAAGGCUGGAAGCGGAAAUGGUGAUGAACCCAUCAGAGUCUUCAUCCUCUUUCCCUUCAUAUGAGCAUAAGAGUCUGAUACUAGUAAUGUGCGGCUGGUUCAUAAGCAUCAUAACAAUCAUCAUCGUCGUCGUCGUCAUCUUCUUCUUCUUCUGCUUCUUCGUUGUGCAGUCCCUCGGGAGCUUGGUGGCCUUCCAGGCGAUGGUCUCCAUCGCGACGAUCGGCCUCUACAUCGCCUACGCGCUGCCCAUCUUCUUCCGGGUGACUCUGGCGCGCAAGUUCUUCGUUCCCGGGCCUUUUAACCUCGGCCGCUGGGGGGAGACCGUGGGCUGGGUGGCUGUUCUCUGGGUCGCCACCAUCACUGUCCUCUUCUCCCUCCCCGUCGCGUACCCCGUCACCGCCGACACCCUCAACUACACCCCUGUCGCCGUCGGCGGGCUCCUCGUCAUCGUCAUCUCCUGGUGGGUCCUCUCUGCCCGCCACUGGUUCACAGGCCCCGUCACCAACCUCGAAGUCCAGCCGUAG